This is a messenger RNA of Melampsora larici-populina 98AG31, 675 nucleotides long. RefSeq lists its product as uncharacterized. Bases 1 to 675 code for a protein of 224 amino acids. The record is from RefSeq and is a predicted model, not a curated record. The transcript has 4 exons. NCBI's taxonomy places the organism in Eukaryota, Fungi, Basidiomycota, Pucciniomycetes, Pucciniales, Melampsoraceae.
AUGCAUCGAUCGGGUUCAAGCUCAAUCGAAAAAGCUGAUUGGGAAGCUGCUACACAACACAUUCAACGUGCCAAUGGAAUCAAUCCAGAAAUGAUUUGUAGUCAAUUUGCAGAAGCAGUGGUGGCUUUCACUCAGGCUGCUAAUUCAAAAGAUGAAGCUGCUACUAUUCCAUUCUUCAAACUCUUUCCAUUUUUAGGGUCCAAAGCAUCUGAGGCUGGAUUAGCAGCUUACUCAGAUUUUGUACGAACAUUGAUCAGCCUUCCUCGACCAACAGGAACAGGUCCCAACCUAAACCACCCAAUGAUAGACAAGUAUUAUGGUCUUCGAUCGAUGGUCACUGUUAUUACCCAACUUAAUAUGGAACUAGAUCGGAAUGCUAACUGGAUAUUAUCAAAUUGGGAGGAAGAUGGUCAACCUCAACGUGAACGAGAUUACCAAUUACUCAUUUCCAGCACUCAAUCAACUUCUUACUACUGGUACUACGAUUCACAACCCUCUAGCAAGAUUGAUCAUAUCCAACCUCAAUGUUUCUACUCCAACAACUUCAUAUGCAACAUCCUCAAUCAACUUGCCUAUUGGACUUCGAAGUUGAUUGCGAUCUUUUGCGGGAAACGUUCAUUGCACUUAUCUGAGGGCAAUGUCUGGUACCUCAAAUGUAGUUGCUGCUGCUAUUGA